This is a messenger RNA of Trichophyton rubrum CBS 118892, 663 nucleotides long. RefSeq lists its product as uncharacterized. Lineage: Eukaryota; Fungi; Ascomycota; Eurotiomycetes; Onygenales; Arthrodermataceae. The record is from RefSeq and is a predicted model, not a curated record. The coding region runs from base 1 to 663 and encodes 220 amino acids. The transcript has a single exon.
AUGAAUCAUAUGAUGGCUGGACGACACUGGUGGAGGCCUUUCAUAUUUUAUGCAGCGUUCACCGUGGUUGUAGGAGUGGUGACUCUGAUGCAGGCCGCUAUAGCCAUGGAAAUCAAAAUAGCUGCCAAGUGGAUGAUUCUUGGACGGCGACAGGAAGGAUUUUAUCCAUGGGACCGAAGCAGUUACUGCCAGCGCUGGCAGAUUCUACUCACUAUCGAGAGAAUUUUCACCGGGUAUUCUGGGCGUAUGAAUGCGAUGGUUUUACUGACUGGGACAGCAUAUAUGGUUCAUUACUACCGAGCACUUGGGGACAAAAUAGGUGCUGACUUCGCAUUAGCAGCCAGCGGUGAGGCAGAUCUACUUAUGACGGAGCCUGACCUGGUGACUUUAGGAAACCGAGUUACUAUUGACCAUGCCAGUUUGGUGGGCCAUCUAAACACCAGGGGAGAUUUUGAGCUUCACCCGUUGCAAGUAGGAAGCCGGAGCGUUCUCAAAACCAAGUCAAGGCUGUUGUCGGGGGCAUCAGUGGGGGUUGAUGCGUGCUUGCUGGAACAUACAUUGGUUCUGUCUGGAGACCAUAUAGAUGAUGGCUGUACGGUUCAGGGCUGGCCCGCCGAACCCUUCAUGGAGUCGCGAGCAGGGCAUUCCUUUCAUCUGCCAUAA